This is a messenger RNA of Glycine soja, 381 nucleotides long. RefSeq names its product keratin-associated protein 21-1-like. The transcript has a single exon. The coding region runs from base 1 to 381 and encodes 126 amino acids. Lineage: Eukaryota; Viridiplantae; Streptophyta; Magnoliopsida; Fabales; Fabaceae. The record is from RefSeq and is a predicted model, not a curated record.
AUGGAAAGCAGAACUAAUGCUGACUCUUUCUGGACCUGGAAUGCCAACAACGACAACAACCAAAAACAAUUCUCAGUUACCAAGUUCCUGGGAAACAACAAACCCCCCAAACCUCAAACAUCAGUGUUGGGUCCUGGCUUCGGAGCUGGCAUCGGAUGCGGCGCCGGAAUAGGUUUGGGUUUGGUUGGUGGCUUCGGCUACGGAGGCUGGCCCUUCAACCAUAUGCACCUCGUUUUUGGUCUCGGAAUGGGUUGUGGAGUUGGUGUCGGCUUCGGCUUCGGCCAAGGCAUUGGAUACGAUUUUAAUUUCCGGACCCGUAAGUCUAGAAAAUCCAAGAAAAAUUUCUCAGAUCCCCAAAACACAAUUGUUAUUCAGAUAUGA